Messenger RNA from Austrofundulus limnaeus, 2015 nucleotides. It is a transcript of the gene acbd4, whose product is annotated as acyl-CoA binding domain containing 4. The coding region runs from base 198 to 1358 and encodes 386 amino acids. The transcript has 10 exons. Gene Ontology annotation, cellular component: cytoplasm. NCBI's taxonomy places the organism in Eukaryota, Metazoa, Chordata, Actinopteri, Cyprinodontiformes, Rivulidae. Gene Ontology annotation, molecular function: fatty-acyl-CoA binding. The record is from RefSeq and is a predicted model, not a curated record. Gene Ontology annotation, biological process: fatty acid metabolic process.
UGCUUGUCACGUGAUGAGACCCGGAACUCCUCUGUGUAAACACAUCUAGUAGCUCAGGUCAGCGCAGUUCACUCAGAAUAAGCUAACAUAUACAAAGUAAAACCGGUCAGAGUUUGAGUCCGUGCCGAGGAAUAAAUGUGGAGGUGUUUUAAGGCGGACUGAGGAGGACCAGCAGCCGACUGGGUUCUGGUAGACCGAUGCCGGUCCCUGCCAUGGCAGAACCCGCAGUGGACCAUCAGAGACGCUUCCAGGCUGCUGUGGACGUCAUCCACAACCUGCCUAAAGACGGUUCCUACCGGCCAUCCUACCAGGUGAUGCUGCGCUUCUACAGUCUGUACAAACAGGCAGUGUGUGGACCGUGCACCGUGUCUCGACCAGGCUUUUGGGACCCAGUGGGUCGCUACAAAUGGGAUGCAUGGAACCGUCUUGGACAGAUGAGUUCUGACAGUGCCAUGGCUGCAUACGUGGAAGAAAUGAAGAAAGUUGCACAAGAGGUUAUUGACACCAUGCCCAUGAACGAAACAACAGCCUCACUCUUCCACCACUUUGAGCCUCUCUACAGAGUGAUUGAUGACAUGCCUCAACCUCCAGCAUCACUGUUUACACAAAGUCUCCAACAUGGUGAAGUUCAAACAGACAUGAAGGAUGAACAGAAGUCAGAGGGUGGAGAUCUAAAUGUGAUGCUAAACGUGUCUGGAGUCCCUAACCUCACUGCCAGCAGCAUCACCAAUGAACCUGUGACAGUGACCAGUGACUCAGAGAGUGAAAUCUUCUGUGACUCUGUGGAUUCAGUGGAGCAGCUGAGCUACAUCAAAGUCCCAAUUGUCAAAUCGAAUGGCUUUCACAACGGCCUGGAGUUGUAUCCAGCUCAGGGAGAUCAGCAGAAGGGUCACCUGGAGGGCAGGCAGGUCGGAUCAGGUCACGGUGGAGAGGGAGCAGAGGAUGGAAGGGGGCAGGGGUCCCCCCAGAGGAACCAGGAAACUGGCAGAGAAGCUUCGUACCAUAACUGGAGGGAAGCUGGUGGUCCACGAGGCGGUCCGAGACGGGCGACCCCGGACGGUGGAGGUGGAGCUGGACGAGGAGGGGGCGACGGGUUUGAGGGCAGGGCGGAGAGGCUGCAUGAUGCCCACCUGCAGCAGCAGAUCAUCCUGGCUCUACGGAGGCUCAGAGAGGACAUGAGCAGUGUGAUGGAGAGGCUGGAGGUGGUGGAGAGGCUCGCUGCGUCGCAUGAGGAGACAUGGUGGCCGUUCGAUGUGUCGGGUCAGACCCUCCUUCUCUUCCUGCUGUGGCCCUUUGUUGCUCAGGGUGUGGUCUACUUGCUGAAGAGAGCCCAGCAGAGAAGCCGCACGUCUUCAUGAGGACAGCGGAAAGGACUGCCGCUGGUUCACUGAUGCUUGGGAGGAAACAUUCAGCUGACUUUUCCCUCAGGGUCUACAGAUCCUAUCCUUCAUUACAGCAGAAGCUGUAAAGCUUUAAACUGGGCUGGUGGUUCUCUGGCUUUAUUAAAACAGACUCAGUGAUUGGGAAGAGCUCGAUGCACAAACAGUCUGAUCCUUUUAGAAACAUGACCGGAGCAGACGGUCCCUGCUGGACACAAAGCUGCACUUUGACUUCUGACCGUACAGGACUCUGCUCCAGGCUCAGAUGAUUGAUGUUCAAAGUUGAGGUUUGGUGCCCACUAUAUGUCCUUCAACACCAAGUGGGGGACUUGAAAAGCUCUACAAAACCCCUACAAGCCACUGGCAUCUUCAGUUUAACUGUUAUAAAAUGAUGGAUUGAUGAAACAUUAUAUUGAGUUAUUUUAUUAAUAAAUGUUUAUUAAAGUUGGGGUUACAGGUUUUUAUUCUGUAGGUUAAAGACGGAGGUUUUACUCACUUGUUUUUAGACGUUAGUGUUUUGUUCAGUUCCACCUGGAGGUCCCUAAAUGAAGACUGGGACUGAUGUCCCUGAAGAAUGGCAGGUCUGAACUGGCUCAUGUUCAAAGGUCUGGAUUAAAUAAAAUAAAUUGACACUGA